Ostrinia nubilalis (European corn borer) is the source of this 4807-nucleotide messenger RNA. Its product is annotated as dipeptidyl peptidase 9. Gene Ontology annotation, molecular function: dipeptidyl-peptidase activity; serine-type peptidase activity. The record is from RefSeq and is a predicted model, not a curated record. Gene Ontology annotation, biological process: proteolysis. Lineage: Eukaryota; Metazoa; Arthropoda; Insecta; Lepidoptera; Crambidae.
CCGAGCGACCAUUUGGCAAGAAAAGUCAAAAACGAAAUCGAAUGUGUUGGCUUACUUCUAGUUUUAAUUUAUACUAAUUCUGUAAUUAAUUAUCACAUAUAAUGCUGUCCAAUUGUAAAUACUCGCGCUAAUUAGUCAAAUUUAUUAGCUAAGUGUAAUAAAGCGGAAGGAGUUGCUUAGUGUUCUUUGUUAGGCAAAAAUUGUUAUAUCAUUAUGAGAAUAGCUUUGUUUAGGGGAUUUGUAGAAGUUUAUUAGUUGUUUUACUGAUGGAUAUUGUCAGUAUGGAGGUGCGGGAAGCAGGAGAUGGCGCGGCGUCCGCCGAAUACGUGCGCCCGCCCUCAAAAAGGUAUACUUGGGCAGAAGUGAGACAAGCAGUUCAUGAUUUGAGAAAGGAGUUAUCGUCGUUGGCUACGAUGGUACCAAUGGCAAUUUCGUUCAGAAAACUUGGAAAUGGAAAGACGAGGAUCUACUUCUUGAGAACUCCUCAGAAUGGAUGGGAAAUUACAUUGUUGUACACUGAUAUAACACAUACAGCGCAGGCCACUAAUGCCAGACUAGAAUGGAAGCCGCUCAUCGAGUCAAACGUAGCGCUCGGCGUCACAUCAGGCAAAUGGUCGCGCGAAGAACAACUUUUACUGGAAAGGCAGAGAGUGGCCGCUUGGGGAAUCGCAUCAUACGAACUACAUGCAGCCACCGGACGGGUCUUAUUCCCGUGCGCUUCGUCGCUGUUCGUAGCCGAAGAAGGACCUAAUCAGUCGCCUCCCCUAGUCCCUCGCUCGCUCAGCACAGGCGGGGGCUGCGCCCUUACGCCCGCCAUGUGCCCGCGGGCGCCGGCGCUGGUGGCUCACGCGGCGCGCGGCGACGUAUGGCUGGCGGGAGCGGUGGCGCGGCCUGCGAGGCUCACGUACGCUGCUAAAGGACACCAUCCUGACAGGUUAGCAGACGACCCCAGGCAGGCGGGCGUACCGUGCUACGUCACGCAGGAAGAGUUCUCGCGGUAUACCGGCUUCUGGUGGCAGCCGAAGUCUGACGAUGACGUGUUCAGAAUAGUGUACGAGGAAGUCGACGAGAGCGACGUGAAGAUAUUCAGCUUCCCUUCUUCGCAGAAUAGCAGCGGGGAGGUCGAGGAGUUCAGGUUUCCCCGCGCUGGUACUCCAAACGCCAAAUCUGUGCUGAAGAUGGUGACCUUCCGUCUCCAGAAAGCCUCGCCCACAACCGUUCUGGAUUACUACCAUGAAGGCUCGGCUGAUGCGCCAGUACUGGACAGUGACUCCACAGAAGUGACGGAUAUCCGAUGGUACGAACUGCGAACACCCUUGAAGGAAGCGUUCCCGUGGUUUGAGUACUUAGCCAGAGUGGGGUGGACGCCUUGUGGGAAAUUCGUCUGGGUGCAACUCCUGGAUCGCAAGCAGCAGCGUUUAGAGUUGGCCCUCAUCCCGGUGGAACAGUUCAGCACACCAGUCACUUACGAGAACGCACCGCCGCACCUACGGAACCCCUCGCCGGUCGCUAAGGAACCCUUGGAUCAGGUGGAACAGUUCAGUACACCAGUCACUUACGAGAAUGCACCGCCGCACCUACGGAACCCCUCGCCGGUGGCUAAGGAACCCUUGGAUCAGAAGCCGCAAGACAUCCAAGUGCUAAUAUCGGAAUCAGCGCCAGAAGCGUGGAUCAACGUCCACGAUAUCCUACACUUCCUGCCCAGCGCGCCAGGAGAGGCCAGCUUCGUCUGGGCCUCGGAGGAGACGGGCCACCUGCACCUGUAUCUGGUCACGUGCGCCAUAAACCGGCGCGAGCCAGCUUGUGAGUAUACCAUUCUACUUGUCUCUCCUGUCCUCUCCUCUCUCCUGUCCUCUCCUCUCUCCUGCCAGCGCGCCAGGCGAGGCCAGCUUCGUCUGGGCCUCGGAGGAGACGGGCCACCUGCACCUGUAUCUGGUCACGUGCGCCAUAAACCGGCGCGAGCCAGCUUGUGAGUAUACUUCUACUUGUCUCUCCUGUCCUCUCCUCUCUCCUGUCCUCUCCUCUCUCCUGCCAGCGCGCCAGGCGAGGCCAGCUUCGUCUGGGCCUCGGAGGAGACGGGCCACCUGCACCUGUAUCUGGUCACGUGCGCCAUAAACCGGCGCGAGCCAGCUUCUGUGCUGGACAUGAUAACGGACGAAGGCCCAGCGCUGGGUCCGCACACAUUGAGCCGGGAGCCGAUCACAGCUGGAGACUGGGAGAUCAUGGGCAGGAAGAUCUGGGUAGACGAAGCCCGCCAGCUGGUAUACUUCCUAGGGCUCCGCGAGACGCCGCUGGAGCGCCACCUGUACGCGGCGCCGUACAACCCGCCGCGACCGCACGCGCCCACGCUGCUGACCACUGUCGGCCACUCGUGCGCGGUGGAUAUUGACGAGGUGAGACCUUGUUGUGUAGACAGUAAUGUGGGGCAGCUAGUACACUUCCUAGGGCUCCGCGAGACGCCGCUGGAGCGCCACCUGUACGCGGCGCCGUACAACCCGCCGCGACCGCACGCGCCCACGCUGCUGACCACUGUCGGCCACUCGUGCGCGGUGGAUAUUGACGAGCUAGUACACUUCCUAGGGCUCCGCGAGACGCCGCUGGAGCGCCACCUGUACGCGGCGCCGUACAACCCGCCGCGACCGCACGCGCCCACGCUGCUGACCACUGUCGGCCACUCGUGCGCGGUGGACAUUGACGAGGUGAGACCUUGUUGUGUAGACAGUAAUGUGGGGCAGCUAGUACACUUCCUAGGGCUCCGCGAGACGCCGCUGGAGCGCCACCUGUACGCGGCGCCGUACAACCCGCCGCGACCGCACGCGCCCACGCUGCUGACCACUGUCGGCCACUCGUGCGCGGUGGACAUUGACGAGGUGAGACCUUGUUGUGUAGACAGUAAUGUGGGGCAGCUAGUACACUUCCUAGGGCUCCGCGAGACGCCGCUGGAGCGCCACCUGUACGCGGCGCCGUACAACCCGCCGCGACCGCACGCGCCCACGCUGCUGACCACUGUCGGCCACUCGUGCGCGGUGGACAUUGACGAGCUAGUACACUUCCUAGGGCUCCGCGAGACGCCGCUGGAGCGCCACCUGUACGCGGCGCCGUACAACCCGCCGCGACCGCACGCGCCCACGCUGCUGACCACUGUCGGCCACUCGUGCGCGGUGGACAUUGACGAGGUGAGACCUUGUUGUGUAGACAGUAAUGUGGGGCAGCUAGUACACUUCCUAGGGCUCCGCGAGACGCCGCUGGAGCGCCACCUGUACGCGGCGCCGUACAACCCGCCGCGACCGCACGCGCCCACGCUGCUGACCACUGUCGGCCACUCGUGCGCGGUGGACAUUGACGAGGUGAGACCUUGUUGUGUAGACAGUAAUGUGGGGCAGCUAGUACACUUCCUAGGGCUCCGCGAGACGCCGCUGGAGCGCCACCUGUACGCGGCGCCGUACAACCCGCCGCGACCGCACGCGCCCACGCUGCUGACCACUGUCGGCCACUCGUGCGCGGUGGAUAUUGACGAGAGAGAGAGAGAGCCAUCUUUACACUCGUGCGCGGUGGACAUUGACGAGGUGAGACCUUGUUGUGUAGACAGUAAUGUGGGGCAGCUAGUACACUUCCUAGGGCUCCGCGAGACGCCGCUGGAGCGCCACCUGUACGCGGCGCCGUACAACCCGCCGCGACCGCACGCGCCCACGCUGCUGACCACUGUCGGCCACUCGUGCGCGGUGGACAUUGACGAGGUGAGACCUUGUUGUGUAGACAGUAAUGUGGGGCAGCUAGUACACUUCCUAGGGCUCCGCGAGACGCCGCUGGAGCGCCACCUGUACGCGGCGCCGUACAACCCGCCGCGACCGCACGCGCCCACGCUGCUGACCACUGUCGGCCACUCGUGCGCGGUGGACAUUGACGAGCUAGUACACUUCCUAGGGCUCCGCGAGACGCCGCUGGAGCGCCACCUGUACGCGGCGCCGUACAACCCGCCGCGACCGCACGCGCCCACGCUGCUGACCACUGUCGGCCACUCGUGCGCGGUGGAUAUUGACGAGCGUCUCUCGUGCGGCGCGCCCGCCUACUGCUCGCUGUGGCGCUGCGCCCGCCCGGGGCGGAGCCCUACCGUGCUGCACGUGUACGGCGGGCCCGAGGUGCAGACCGUCACCAACAGCUACAAGGGCAUCCGCCAACUCCGCAUGCAUAUGUUAGCAGCGCGCGGGUUCAACGUAGUUGCGGUCGAUUCGAGGGGCUCGAAGCACCGCGGGCGCGCGUGGGAGGCUGCUAUCAAGGGCAAGAUGGGGCAGGUGGAGCUUGACGACCAGGUUGAAGUAUUGCAAUGGCUGGCCAAAGAGACCGGCUGCAUCGAUAUGGAAAGGAUCGCGAUACACGGCUGGAGUUACGGUGGUUAUCUCUCGCUCCUCGGCCUAGCAACGCGUCCGAACAUAUUCAAAGUGUGCGUGGCGGGCGCGCCUGUCACCAGCUGGCGGCUCUACGACACCGCCUACACCGAGCGCUAUAUGGGCCUGCCGUGCGCGGCGCCGCAUGCCUACACGCGGGCCAGCGUGCUGGCUCACGCUCCAUUCUUCCCUGACCAGGAAGGCCGCCUGCUGAUCAUCCACGGGCUGGCGGACGAGAAUGUUCACUUCUGUCACACCGCGGCUCUGCUCGCGGAGCUGGUGCGCCUCGGGAAGCCGCAUCGUGUUCAGAUCUACCCGGGCGAGCGGCACUCGCUGCGCGCCGUGCACGCCGCCAAGCACUACGAGGCGGCGCUGCUGCACUUCCUGCACGAGCACUUGUGAACAAUACACCAAGCAAGCUA